ACCACUGUACAAGUACUGAGAAUGCUAAAUCCAUACUGAGUAAAUAUUAACAGUGUUAUAAAAGAAACAAGUGUAACAGGUUGGACUGAAACUGACAAAGUGAAAGCUGGAAGUUCCCUAAUGGAGAAGAGUUGGGGCAGAUGGGUUUAUACUGGAUCUUAUAUGCUGAAAUGAUUACCCCUAUCUGGGGCAGGUAAAUUCCUAUAAAUCGGGAACCGACUACUGGACCCCCUAGGAAACUGCAGAGGAACCAACAGAACCUUGGGAUAAAGACUGGAGGGAAGGGAGGCACCAUGUUCCUUACCCACCGGUACCGGCUGAUCCAUCUGUUCCUUCUCCUCUGGCACCAAACAGGUGCAGUUCUGGGCAUCUUUACUUCUUCCCAACGUGCCCUCGCUGGCUCUGAUGUUCUUCUGCCCUGCAGCUUCCAAGUGGAUAAACCCCCCCCAAACCCUGAACCCCCAACUGUAAUCUGGUACUUUGAGCAUCAGGAAAUUGUAAGAUCUGAUAACAAAGGUUUGUCCCUCAGCCCCAGGGCUUCAUUCAAUGGACAGGCAGCAAAUAUGGGAGAUGCCUCCUUGUCUCUGGCCAACGUGUCCAUCUCGGAUGAAGGGAUCUACAGGUGUCACGUGAUCUAUCAGCAGCAACCCAGAGACACCCGGGUCAUAUUAGAGGUUCUUGUUCCCCCACAGAUCCGUAUCCCCAGUAAAGUUAUCAGUAAGAAUAAGGAGAACACUCUGAUCUGCACGGCCAAUGGUUUCUACCCAGUGGAUAUUGAUGUGAGUUGGUAUAAAGACAAUAAGCACCUUACAGACUCCCAGUUGGACAAACCUGAGAGGAACCCAGACGGCACAUACAGAGUGAGGGGCACCGUGACGUUACCCCCAAUGGAUGGGCAGUUGGACCAUAACUUCUCCUGCAGAGUCCAACAUCACUCUCUCCAGCAGCCUCUCCAGGAAGAUGCCCAGUUGGAGUAUGAAGAUGAAAGAAACUCGGUCGUCAUUCUGUCCUGUGUCCUCCCAUUUGUUCUACUGGUCGGAUUGGGAGUCGGCACUUUAAUCUGGAAAUACAGAAGGAAAUGUUGGUGCUGGAAUAAGGAUAAUGAUAUUGUUAUAGGAAAUGCUCCGUUACAGGGUUACUCGGUGAGUGAGAUUAAAGGGCCAGAGAAGCUGUUGGAUGGAGAAGAGGCCACUCUGUACUGUACGGCCACUAACUGCCCCCAGGGGGACCCACAGGUCACAUGGAGUGAGGAGAGGGCAGGAAAGCAGCGGGACAUACCCCAGUGCCACCCGGGGGACCCAGGGGAAGCAGAAUGGCUGUUGGGGGGCUCCUACUUGAUCAUCUGUAGGAAAGAGGGGCUGCAAACCCACUGCUCCUCCCUGAGAUUUGUACCCCGUGUGGGGCAACACAGAGAUGUGACCCUGAUCUGCAGGUUUGUCUGCACUGGGGCAACUACGGAGAGGAGAUUCCCCUGUGCCACCAUCUAUGCCAGACCAGCGCCGGUAUCAGUGGUACCAACUCUGUGCGGCCCAGCGAAGGUUUCCUACUCCCUCACCCUGCGGGGAUUCUACCCCAGAGACAUCUCCAUCACUUGGGUCUGUGGGCUGGGAUUUUCCCAUGGCAGAAAAAUAGCCAACGAGCAAUAUACGGAGAACCCUGAUCUGACGUUUAAUGUGCGCAGUGAGGUCAGAAUUCCUGGGGAUCGAUUUAAAGAUCCGGAAUUCCAAGUGGGUGUGACUUGGGAACACGAGUCGCUGGGGGCUCUGGGAUACAGGGAGUUCUCUGCACAGGAUCCAGAAUUCCCAUGGAAACCAGCAGUGGAGCCAAUACAGAAGGCUCAGUUUCUCCAUAACAGCCCCACCACCCUGCGGUGCAAUAUCUCGGGGUAUUUCCCAGAUGCCCUGACAGUGACGUGGCUGCGGAAAGGGGCACAAAGUGAGGAACUAACAGAAGUGCCCAAUACUCACCCAUAUAUACGGCCCCACAAACAGCCAGAUAGCACCUACAGCUGCACCCCCAGUCUGAUCAUUUACCCCUCACGGAGAGACCAGGGGGCAGAAUAUAUCUGCAGGGUGGCACAUCCCAGUCUGGGGGAACCCAUAGACACGAGCACUGGGAGGAUCAAGGUUAUGGCUAAACCCGUGUGUCAGGAUCCGGUACAAAUGGAUCUUCUCACUAACAGCAGAGUUCAGUUCUCCCUCACCCUACGGAGCUUCUACCCCCGAGAUAUUCACAUCAACUGGAACCUUGGGGAGACACAAUAUACUCAGCCCCCCACAAACACAGUCACCCAAUCAGAUCCACUCACGUAUGAUAUCACCAGUGUCUGUAACGUCCCUGGGCAUCUGUUCUGUAAUCACCAAUAUAAAGCCCAUGUGACCUGGAACCAUGUGACUAUGGAAGCCCCUGAGUCCCGGGAACUGUGUGUAACAGAUUUCCCCUGGCGCCCAGAGGUAGGAGAGAUCCGGGUUCCUACACUGGGGAAGGAGAAAGUGGCACUGAGCUGUAGGGUCUCUGGGUACUUCCCUGAUGCACUGACUGUCAGCUGGUUCAGGAAGGGGAAAGGAGACCAAUCAGAAGUCCCGCUCUCUGCCCAAUGUGUUGACUCAGUAAUCUCAGACUGGGUCAGGAGGACAAUAGGAGACCAAUCAGAGGUCCCACUACCUGCCCAUUCCAGUGGCUUAUGGUUCUCAGACUUGCUAAAUAUGGAGAAAGGAGGCCAAUCAGACGUUGCACUGACUGCCCAGUGUGAUGGAUCAGGGAUCCCAGUUGGAUGUAACAAGGGGAAAAGAGACUGGGUAGAACUUGGCGUGCCUGCCCAUUCUGAUGGGUCACAGAUCUCAGACACAAGUAAGAAGGAGGAGAAAGGAGACCAAUCAGAGGCCUCAGUGAGCACCAAACGCUAUAAAGUACCAGAACCCAAAUCCCAGAGGCAGGAGAAUCAGACAUUUACAUGUGAAACAGAAUUAUCCUUCUCCCCAGAGCAGAAGACUGACCAAGGGGCUGAAUUCAUCUGCAGAGUGGGGCACCCCAGCCUGGGGCAGUUAGUAGAGAGAAGGGUCGGCCCAUUAGUGAUCCCUGAAUAAUCCCCAUUCCUGCCCCAUAACUCCCCCAAUGUAUUUGUCAUUGUUUUCAUGUUACAAAUAUAUAUAAAGGCCACAGUAGUUCUUUUAA
Xenopus tropicalis (tropical clawed frog) is the source of this 3174-nucleotide messenger RNA. RefSeq lists its product as uncharacterized. Lineage: Eukaryota; Metazoa; Chordata; Amphibia; Anura; Pipidae. The record is from RefSeq and is a predicted model, not a curated record. The transcript is spliced from 9 exons. Bases 294 to 3086 code for a protein of 930 amino acids.